AUGCGUCUCGCCUUUGCUCUGUUUGCUGCCGCUGUCGUUGGUGCCUCCACGCCCACGUCCGAUACGUGCCCUUCGAUCCAGCGCGGGUACGACUACCCCGGCAACGACCUCGACAACGUCCAGGUCUCGGGGUCGGACCAGGACAAGGCAGACGCCUGCUGCAAGGCUUGCACGAAAGAGAUCAGCUGCGCUGGCUGGGUCAUCAGCGGCAGCAAAUGCUACCUCAAGAACAAGCUGGACGUCGACUUCAGCGGCAACGACAUUACCGACUUUGGAGUGACCGGCAGCCCGCAAGAGGUGACCAACAAGUGCUGCGAUGCGUGUUCCAAGACCGCCAACUGCGUCGGCUUUGUCACCCACGACGGCCUGUCGGGAUCGGACCAGGCGCAGACGUUUGCGUGUUGCGACGCGUGCGUCAAGACCCCGAGCUGCCUCGGCUUUGUGCUCCACGAAGGCAAGUGUUCGUUGAAAUGGGUCUUGCGCGGCAAGACAGAGCUCAACGGCGCUCUUUCGGGCCAGUACACCGUGUCCAGACCCGGACGUCCCGCGUGCCUCGCCUAA
Molecule: messenger RNA, 561 nt
Organism: Saprolegnia diclina VS20
Lineage: Eukaryota; Oomycota; Saprolegniomycetes; Saprolegniales; Saprolegniaceae
Exons: 3
Coding region: 1-561 (186 amino acids)
Biological process (GO): proteolysis
Cellular component (GO): extracellular region
Molecular function (GO): protein binding
Source: RefSeq, a predicted model, not a curated record